CCAGCCCCUCUCUGGGGGGGACCUCUCUGUCUGCAGCCGACCCCCCGCCCUGGGAGUAAGGGGGGAGGGGGAACCUCUCUGUCUGCAGCUCCCAGCGUUCUCCCCCUGUUCCCUCACACUCCUGCUUCGGAGAGAAGUGGGCCUGGCUCCGGUAAUGGGGCGUUGAAAGGCAGGUGGAGGGUCUGAAGCGAGUGUCAUCUCAGGCUAGCAGGAACAACCCGGGAGGGGUCCAUUUCCGGACAGACGCGGAUGAUGCCAGAGCUAUGACAGGGGCUGCAGUCUUGGCACUGAGGGGUGAUCAGUUAUGGAACAGCUACAGAAGGAAGUACUUGAGGUCAAGAAGGAGGAAAAGGAAGAGGCAGUGAUAGCAGCCGGUGACACCUCAGACCCAAGUGGAGGACCAGAUAGUUCGCUGCCUUCUAGCAGCUAUACAGACCUCUCCCAGAGCUCUUCUCCAUCCCUGUCGGACCAACUCCAGAUGGGCUGCGAGGAGACAUCUGCUGCAAGUCUGAAUGUGGAAUGCAGGGUCUGUGGGGAUAUAGCAUCAGGAUUUCAUUAUGGAGUGCAUGCAUGCGAGGGCUGCAAGGGUUUCUUCCGUCGGACGAUCCGCAUGAAGCUGGAGUACGAGAAGUGUGACCGGAACUGUAAAAUCCAGAGGAAGAACCGCAACAAGUGCCAGUAUUGUCGCUUCCAGAAAUGCCUCUCGCUGGGCAUGUCGCACAAUGCCAUUCGUUUUGGCCGCAUGCCAGAAGCAGAGAAGAGGAAGCUGGUAGCGGGCCUGACAGCGAGCGAGAUCAGCUGUCAGAACCCGCAGGUGGCUGACCUGAAAGCUUUCUCCAAGCACAUCUACGACGCCUACCUGAAAAACUUCAACAUGACCAAAAAUAAGGCGAGAGGCAUCCUCACUGGGAAGACCGGCAGCACCCCGCCGUUCGUGAUCCAUGACAUGGACACCCUGUGGCAGGCAGAAAAGGGGCUGGUCUGGAAGCAGCUUGUCAACGGGAUCCCCCCAUACAAGGAGAUUGGGGUCCACGUCUUCUACCGCUGCCAGUGCACCACGGUGGAGACAGUGCGGGAGCUCACUGAGUUCGCCAAGAGCAUUCCCAGCUUCCUCGGCCUCUACCUGAACGACCAGGUGACUCUGCUGAAGUACGGGGUCCAUGAAGCCAUCUUCGCCAUGCUGGCCUCCAUCAUGAACAAGGACGGGCUUCUGGUGGCCAACGGGAACGGGUUUGUCACGCGCGAGUUCCUGCGCAGCCUGCGCAAGCCCUUCAGCGAGAUCAUGGAGCCCAAGUUUGAGUUUGCCGUGAAGUUCAAUGCCCUGGAGCUGGACGACAGCGACCUGUCUCUCUUCGUGGCUGCCAUUAUCCUGUGUGGGGACCGCCCUGGCCUGAUGGACGUGAAGCAGGUGGAGGGGAUACAGGACAACAUCCUCCAGGCCCUGGAGUUCCACUUGCAGGCCAACCACCCGGACGCUCAGUACCUCUUCCCCAAGCUGCUCCAGAAGAUGGCUGACCUGCGGCAGCUGGUGACUGAGCAUGCACAGCUGGUGCAGAAGAUUAAAAAGACAGAAACGGAGACCUCAUUGCACCCGCUCCUGCAGGAAAUCUACAAGGACAUGUACUGAGGAGCUUUAAAGCCAUGGAUCCUGAGCAAAACACUUUGUAUGGUGACUGAGAAGCCUCCCCUUUUCCCCCCCCCCAACGUCUUCCAUUUCUUCUACUUGGAACUAUUUUCUAGAUGAGCUCUGCAUAUGGUACAUAGGCCUACCUGCCACGAGACUUCAUGGCUACUGUGUGCUAAGCCCGGGCUUCCGUUAACACACACUUAUGAACCUCAAAGGCAAAACAUAAGCGAGGCUUCUGUUUCCGCAGCCCAGCUGUCACGCCACUCCCUUCUGCCUUCCAAGCGACCCGCGUGUUUACGUGCAUUACAGAGAAGGUGGGAUUACGGCACCAGCAGGGUAACAAGGGUAUGGUCUGAUGUAAUGAGACCAUUCCAUACCUUGAUUAUGCGGCAGGUCCAGGAGCAGCACUUACAUCACGUCUCCGUUGUGCAUUGGUUUUGUAUUGCACUCGGAAGACUCUUAGGCCCGAACUGUAAAGCCUAGAACAUUGGAACAAAAGGAAGUGUCUCGCAUCCAUCCAUCGAGAGAGAAUCUCCCAGAGAAAGGCCAGACUGUUUGAUGAAGGGUACUGAUGCUUCAUCCGGGGAGAGGCCUUUGGUUAGUCCCCUGAAUUCACAAGACAGGCAUGCCUUCCUCGGGAGAUGUGCAUUCUCCUCUGCCUUGCGAAUCACUCCUGUGGGUUGUAACAUGGAAUCCUGUACCUGACCCCCUGCUGGGUCUGAGCUGGUCCUUCGUAGCCCUAGAUUUCAAAGAGGAGGGCUGCUUUUCCUGUCUCUCCUAUAUUGGCUUAGAAAAUGGAGUAGGGGGGAUGGCGGCGGUGGGCGUUAACUCUUUAAGAACCAACUUAGUCUUCAGAGCAGAUGCUAAAACCGCAGUUGCUCCCAAUCUUUGAUCCAGGGUGUCCAGAGGAGACUUGAAGUGUCAGAAUGACUCAAGUUUCUGCUGAUCUAGGAGGAUGAAGGGUCGGCUGUGCUGUGAAGGGGACAGUAGUGAGCAGAGCAGGGUGAGGCAAGGGUGUCACAGAAAACAGUAAUAGUAAUUUCUCUGUCUUGCUGUUUCCUUUCCCACCCCGUUGAUCUUCCUACUGUAGCCUGUGGCAUAGCCAGAGGAGGCCUCUCAAUGCAAGGCCAACAAUGGUGCCUUCCCCAUCAACACAGACACUGUAAUACACUGGUGUCCUCCGAUCCCUGGGGUCCCACCUCUUUCUGCUGUGGCUGGUCACAUCUGCGCGGUUGGUGUCAGCAAUGGCCGGAGCCAUCACUAAGCUACGUCGUAGCAGCGUCUCUCCGCCGAACUAUCCCAGCAUGGGUUGCUGGGGUGACCUGGAAGCAAGUGUGACCUGUGACUGACUUAUUUCGGGGGCUUAAGUCAUCAGACUGAGGCCAUCCAAACUGGCCCAGCUGAGGGGCUGCUUUGGUAAUUUGCCAAGAGCCCAAGACCCACCACUGCAGAUCCCACUAUGCAACACUCCAGCUUGGUCAGAGCAGCUGUUGAAGGAUGGGUAAGUGGCCUUUGGCCUCCAGGUCAUGCGCUCAGAUCCAGCCCCAGCCUGCAGUGAGUGGGAAACCCAAAGGCUCUUGAGUGGCCUGUGUGCAAUGAGUUGGUGGUUCUCAAUCCAGUUCCUAGUGGACAGGUGUCUGCACCACUACCACCCUGGGCACUAAUCGGCACUUUCAUUGGCAGUCUCAGCAGGGAUGCCACAGCGUGAGUGGGCUGUGGAGACAGAGCUCGCCUAGUGGGGCGAAGGGCGCGACCCCUCCCUGCUCAGAACUGGGCAUGUUAGAGGAGCACUACGGGGCAAGCUUGCCCAGCCGCCACCUGGGCUGCCCCGGCUCUGUGGACAGGACUUCAGUCUCUGGGGCAGCCUAGACCCUAGCCAGCACUAAAUUCACUUUGACUCUAGGUUCAGGUGCUGGUGUCGUGUGUAAAGCUCUCCACUUGCACCAAUCUGCUGAGAUGGGAUGGGUGCACGCAGGGGCGGAUCUAGGUUUGCAGGCGAGACCUUUUGAGGGCAUAGGGCGGGUGGGUCGUGAGGAGACCCUUUGCUUGCCAAGUGGUCUGCAGAAUGAAACUGCUGGAGAGCCACUGGCGUCGGGCAAAAUGUAGCACCCUGCAGCUGUGCCAUUCACUGAGCUCCAGCGGGGCUGGUGGGGGCUGUGAGGCCCGUUCGCUUUCCAAAGUAAAGGGCUGAUGGGGAAUGGGAAAGGCCUUCGUGAAUGCACAGCUUGAAGCAUGACUCCUGCUCUGCAGAUCAGAGUGCCCCCAGCUGAUCCCGUAGAAGAGGCUAGAGUAGCAUGGGGAGCAGUCCUGCAGCAGCCAGGCCCUUGCACAUGAUGUGUGCCCUGUUGGAUCUCUUCCGUGUCAGAUUUCUAGGAGAGCGGCAGGCACUGACGCUGCAGUGUGAGGGAAACCUGCUGCUGGAGAGUGACGAGCGCUGGUCUGAGAUGCCUGAACUCCCGGGUCCUAAUCCCGGCUCUGCCACUAUCUUUCCUGUGGCCUUAGGCAAGUCAAACUGUCCUGCCUCAGUUUCCCCAUCUGUAAAAUGGGACUAAUAGUUUAAUCUCCCUUGCAGGGGGGCUGUGAAGGUUAACUAGUUAGUGUUUGUAAAAAGCAUUGAAGCUGUAAAGUGUGAUAUAAAUACCAAGUAUUAUUUAUUUUGGGGGCUGGGAAGCAAAAACGCUGCAUUUAUCAUGGUGACAAAUGGGGCUUUAUGAUGGGGUAGAGAGAGAAGCCUGUUCGAACAGCCCAGGCCAGGCACGAAGCAGCUGGACCCAAUCUACUGCCACCUAGCAGUUCUCUAUUCAUUGAUGCCAUUUUGGCAGCUGCAAGUACCAAUUUAGCUUUCAGGCUUUGUGGUCUGACGGAAGGGCUGGGCACCCUAAUGAACCUAGAGCGAUCUCAUAUCAUGACUUCCUCGCCGCUUGUGGUACUGUCUGCCUCUCCGAAAUGGAAGUCCCGUGUUCUCUCACUUUGUAUCCCCAGCGACUCGGGGCUGAGUCGGGUUUUCUGGCUGGGACCACAGCAGUUGACCCAAGGUCCCGUCUGCAUGCAGCACUUACACUCCGCCUGUGGCUUUUGGAGCCUGUCUAGUCUUAACCUGGGCCAGUUGGACCAAAUCCACUGAGAUCCAGCUAUGGGCCAGUAGAGGGGAGGACGGAAGGAGGAACGCCACCUGCCCCAGAGCGGGGGAGGAGGUUGUGCUGCUCUUUGUAGAGCCCCCGUGUGACCGUGGCACUGCGGCUGCCUUACGGUGGUAUUAGCACACCCCCGCUGCAGGGCCUAGUCCCAUGAUCCCUCUGAGAUGAGCAGGUGGCUGUCUGGGUAGCACAAUGUGAGAGCCACUGGCUGGCACAGUUCCUAAGGCUUUGGUGCUGGGAGUUUACCUCAAUGCUCUUCUCCAGCUUUCUCUGUGUAUUGGGGGCAGAGGAAGGCCUGGACAUGCAGUUCUCUUCUGAGAAGUGGCAGGCCAGAUGGCAGCCUGGAGCUCCAUCUUUGUGUCUCUCAGAUCCCAGAGCAAAUGGGCUCAGCUUGACAAGUGGAAAAAAGUUUUUCCUGCAGCCUCAGCCUGGGAUCUGAGAGCUGAGCUGGGCUCUCUUCUGCUCCUGCAUCCUGCCUGGUAAUAAAGGUUCUGUAACAAAUCUGCUGAUGCACAAGGCAGAACAGACUCCAGCUCCCUGCAGGGCUAAUGGGGCGUGUGCGUCUCUGUCCCUAAGGUAAGCAAAGGGACCUCCAGAGACACGCAUGGAGUAGGUCCCUGGAAUAAGGCAGUGCUGUUUUUGCGCACGCUUCAGAGAAGACCUGGUGGCUGUGAAAGGACUGGGCAGGGCACAUCUGGUGUCCUGAGCAGGCUUGCUAAAGGACCUGGAUUACACUCCUUCCCUGCCCCCUUGGGGUAACGGGUUACCCUGGUGCAAUAAUGUCUUACUGAAGCAGAGGAAUAAUCUCUUUCCCUUCCAUAACUGCUUAGCAAUCCCACUGCUUCUGUCCUCCCUAGUAAGCACCCAUAUCAGAGGUUGGGGCUGGUACAGACCCUGACGUGUCAUCUGCACCAAAACUGCAGCCCUAUUCCACCCUUAUGCUCCUUGUCUCACACACUCACACUCACACUCUCUCUCCCCCCCCCCCCCUCCUGGGGCAUUACCCCUCCUAGGUAUGGUUUAUGGCUGCACACACUAGUACUAAGCAAUGUACAUUUAAUGGAAGGAGGGUUGUGUAGUGCAGCAGUUCCCAAACUUAGCUGGUUCCCUUAGCACCACCCGUAAAAAUCACUGUGAAGUGAACCAAUAGUCCAUCAAGCUCCCAAUCUGCUGUUUGGAAACCCCUGGUCUAGUGGCUAGUGCAGGAGGAGGCUCUGAGUUGAGACCUUUGUGGCCUGUUCCCAGCUCUUUGCCAGCUUGCUGGGCUCCUUUGGCAAGUCACACCUCCCCUCUUGCCGCAGUUUCCCCACCUGUCUCAUGAGGCUAGUCCUUUUCCUUCCCUACUUCACAGAGGCGUUGUGAGGCUGGAUUGAAUUCCCGUUUGUAAAGCACUUUGAAGUCCUCUUGUGAAAGGAGCCAGAGAAGUGUGAAUGACCGACUGAUGGGUUUGUGAUUGGUACCUUUCCAAAGUGUCUGUACUGACCCUGCAGUCCCCAGCUCUGGAGUGCCCCGAGGCUGUGAAUGGAGAGGUUGCUGUGACUCCCGGCCAGCCCUCGCCCCCAGAGAUGCUGGGCUCUCGUUCUCUUCAUCGCUCGAGGAACUUUUGCUCGUUGUCAAUGUUGUAACAAGCCUCAAACUGAAAUGUAUAUUUUUGCUAGAAGUACAAACCUCCAAGUGUUUUUAAUAUAAACGGCGUCACAGACUGACUUACCUUGAAAUAAAUCUGACCUAAAUAUUUAAGAAA
Messenger RNA from Chelonia mydas (Green sea turtle), 6508 nucleotides. RefSeq names its product peroxisome proliferator activated receptor delta (gene PPARD). The coding region runs from base 305 to 1627 and encodes 440 amino acids. The record is from RefSeq and is a predicted model, not a curated record. Gene Ontology annotation, biological process: positive regulation of transcription by RNA polymerase II; hormone-mediated signaling pathway; negative regulation of transcription by RNA polymerase II. Lineage: Eukaryota; Metazoa; Chordata; Testudines; Cheloniidae. Gene Ontology annotation, molecular function: RNA polymerase II cis-regulatory region sequence-specific DNA binding; zinc ion binding; nuclear receptor activity. The transcript is spliced from 7 exons. Gene Ontology annotation, cellular component: nucleus.